This is a messenger RNA of Pangasianodon hypophthalmus (striped catfish), 4294 nucleotides long. RefSeq names its product solute carrier family 25 member 36a (gene slc25a36a). The coding region runs from base 397 to 1332 and encodes 311 amino acids. The record is from RefSeq and is a predicted model, not a curated record. The transcript has 7 exons. Gene Ontology annotation, cellular component: mitochondrion. Gene Ontology annotation, molecular function: pyrimidine nucleotide transmembrane transporter activity. NCBI's taxonomy places the organism in Eukaryota, Metazoa, Chordata, Actinopteri, Siluriformes, Pangasiidae. Gene Ontology annotation, biological process: pyrimidine nucleotide import into mitochondrion.
CUCGGCUGUCCGUCUCCUCGCAUUUGGCUCGGCAGCUGCUGCGGGGCGGCUUUGGGGACGAGAUGCUGAGACGUUAAUGUCAAAUAAACAGCAAUGACACGGAAUUCUGCACCUUUUCUACUUAAUAACGUGCAUUCUGCUUCUUUAAUAAGCUUUAUUUGCGCCUUAAAUACUAUCUAAUCCUAAUCUUAGAGCUGAUAUUGAUCCAUAUUGAUCCAUAGGGCUGAAAUUUGCAUUUGCAGAUUUUUUUUUUGGUCUUGCAUACCUCCUUCACUGGCUGGAUCAGAAAUAAAAAAAAACAGGUUUUUGUUUUGUUUUUGGAGAAGGGGUCAGUUAUUUAAACAGCGAGCUUGCAGUUGAACCCGAGUGAAGGCGAAGAGAAGAGAAUGCUAAAGGAUGAGUCAGAGGGACACACUGGUUCAUCUGUUUGCUGGAGGCUGUGGAGGCACGGUUGGUGCCAUCCUGACGUGUCCACUGGAGGUUGUAAAGACGAGGCUGCAGUCUUCCUCGGUGACGCUCUACAUCUCUGAGGUGCAGCUGAGCUCCGUGAACGGGGCCAGCGUCGCCCGAAUGUCUCCCCCAGGACCCCUGCACUGUCUUAAGUUGAUUUUAGAGAGAGAAGGUCCUCGUUCGCUCUUUCGUGGCCUCGGACCUAACCUGGUGGGCGUGGCUCCGUCCAGAGCGAUCUACUUCGCGGCCUACUCAACGGCCAAAGAGAAGCUAAACGGCGUACUGGAGCCCGACUCCACGCAGGUGCACAUGGUCUCCGCCGGCCUCGCAGGGUUCACAGCGAUCACGGCCACCAAUCCUAUCUGGCUCAUAAAGACUCGCCUACAGUUGGAUGCCAGGAACCGUGGGGAGAGGCGCAUGAGCGCGUUUGAGUGCGUGAGGCGCGUGUAUAAAGCCGACGGGCUACGCGGCUUUUACCGUGGCAUGUCGGCCUCCUAUGCGGGCAUCUCUGAGACUGUCAUUCAUUUCGUCAUCUAUGAGAGCAUCAAGCGUAAGCUCCUCGAGUCCAAGGCAAGUGCCAACAUGGAUGACGAAGACGAAUCGGUGAAGGACGCGUCCGACUUCGUCGGCAUGAUGCUGGCCGCUGCCACCUCCAAAACCUGCGCCACGUCCAUCGCGUAUCCACACGAGGUGAUCCGUACCCGGUUGCGAGAGGAAGGCAGCAAGUACCGCUCGUUCUUUCAGACUCUGAGCAUGGUGGUUAGAGAGGAAGGAUACAGAGCACUGUAUCGAGGCCUCACCACCCACCUCGUCCGCCAGAUCCCCAACACGGCCAUCAUGAUGUGCACCUACGAGCUGGUCGUCUACCUGCUCGACGGCUAAAACCGUGGAGGAAGAGAAGAGGAGGAGGUCAAGAGAAAGAGGAGAGCAACGGAGAAUGGACGGCGAAGAGAGAAAUUUGUCCCUUUACGAGACCAAAGGAAGCACAAAGAGAGAGAGAGAGAGAGAGAGAGAGAUGGGACAAAGAGCUUUAUGGGCCAGACCUCAAGGAGGUGCUGUUGGCACAUGGCAGGAAUUAGUGCUGGUUUUGAAGCAACAAAAAUGGAAGCUUGCUUCAAAUCAAGCCAAAAGAGAGAUGAUAGAGGAAGGAGAGGAAGGAAAGAAAGGAAAGUUGGCCUGUUUCUCUUCCGUAUCUGUAAUGUGAAGCAGUCCUUAGAGGACUGUCAAGAGGGGAAUGCUUGAAAACAAAAAAAAAAAAAAAAAUAUUUAGUAUACAUCAGCUGAAUUCAUUCACAAUGAGAGUUCUCUUUUUUUUUUUUUUUUUUUUUUUUUUUUUUUUUUUUUGGGUCAUUUCCUUCUGAAAUUUUUAAUGCUUCUUUGUGAAGCUUUGAAUAUUUUUCUUUUUUUUUUUCAUUUGCAAAGCUUUAUUCGUGUUUACUGUCUGGCAGCAAGCAACAGAACUAGUUUCAGGUUUGCUCAAAAUAUGAGCAAAAAAAAAAAAAUGUGCUCAUUUUCAGACAUUUCCCUCUAGAGGUCAGGGUUUCCACGCUGCCGAUGGCUCCCUGCGCACACGUGACCGCUUGGCGUUUCACUCGCGUGUCCACGCCAAGCGAUCAGAUCUGUGAUCCUUUCGCGUACUUCAAACUGAAGUGUUGUCUGUUCUGUUUGGAUUUUUUAAACAUCCUUCUUGUCUGAGUGUUUAUAAUGACCUAAUCCCUGUCUGUUAAAACCCAACAUGACGGGCGAUAGAGGAGACACUGGCCGGGACUGGAAAACGCCGCUACUUGAAUCAAAAGCUCUCAGUAUUUUAUCCAGGAACACAAAAUAUUCGAGGAGUUAACUCCUGUCCCGCUUGCUAGCUCUUCCCUGUGCACCAGAAAUUCGUUCCACCCUUCCGCUUCCCCAGACAGUGGCGUUUCUGACCGUAUAUAUAUGCACUUUGUAGCGUUUCCAGGCUACAUGAUCUUUACGUUUUCUGUGUUGGACAGUUUACUAUAGAACUUGUACUAUAAGACAUAGUAUUUACUGUAUAAGCAAGACAGUGUUUUGCUCCACAGUUCCUUUUGGAGGCUGUUGUACAGAUCAGUCUAUUAAACUUCUAGUGAAGGACAUCCCCGUGUUUGUGUAUAUAGUGUGUAUAAAAGUAUGUAUGUAUGUAUGCUUAUUAGAUAUUCAGUGUUCCUAUGAUUAUGCAGUAGGUUGUAACAGGAAUGAAUGAAUGAAUGAAUGUGCCGGGUUCGUUUCAGAUCUCUAGGGACGCAUCAAUACCGAUACGAUUCUCAUUUCCUCCUUAAAAAAAUUGCUCUGAUACCGAUAUCUGAUAUCGUGCGCUUUUUAUGCGACGUAGCGUAUACUUCCACGCUAAUAACCAACAUGACAUCGAUCUGGACGUAUUUCCUGAUUAACGAUUGCCAUCGAAGCUAAACAGACUCUUAGCGAAGAUAUCAAGAGGAGCUACUGUAAUGUAACUGAACUGUUUGUAAGCUCAGAACUGCGAACAGUUCACUUCUGCGAGCACUGAGACACGAGCGCUUCCUUUCCGCUCGCGCUCUUUUACCGUAAUGUAUUAAACAUGACACAUAAAUCAGGACGUAACGGAGGAUAAGGCAGUCACUAAUAUAAACAGAGCUAAAUAAUAUGUUCCGGGAUGUCACAGAGUACCAAAAAAAAAAAAAAAAAGAGUGAACUCGUAUUAAAAAUAAAUAAAUUAAUGAAAUAAAACGCUAUCGAUGCAUCCCUGUUUGUUACAUUUUUUAUUUUUUUUUUUUUUAAAAAAAUGUUCCUUUCCGUUCUUUUUUUUUUUUUUUUUUUUUUUUUUUUUUUUUUUCUUCCCCCAUUAAGUCUCGUUCAUAAUCUGUGAAUAGAAGCAAAACGUUGCAUUAUUUCAUCCACGGCGUAUUAAGAAGGAGCUCAGCGUCGAAUUCUAACAACUCCCCAAUUUCAAGCCACAAUUUCUUUAUCAUCAGCACUUUCCUUAUAAUAAAGAAGUUCUGAAUAAUCACCGUUAAUCGCAAAACCUCGUGAGUGGGCCUAGAUUAAAAAUUUCACAUUUCGAUUUUUAAAAAAAGUGUUCGUUUGUCUUCAGUAUUAAUAAAUCCACUGAGCCGGUAUAGCAAAGCCCAUCUCCCAUCAUCCUUUGCAGCUAACUAAGCUGUGGUGUAUUAUAUUAUAUUAUAGGAUUAUAUUUAAUCCUGAAUGACAAACACAUGACACGUAUUUGGCGUUACGUCAAAAAUGUCACAAAAUUAGCAUGUGUAAUUCAAAUUCAUGCACGUUUUAAUUAAAAAAAAAAAAGUAAAUAUAAGCGCUUAAGUACAUCCUGAUUAAUAAUGAUGUACUAUAAUUUAAAAUGACUAAUGAUCAUUAAAUAAGUGUUUAUUCAUAGUGCAGUAUUCAUAGAAAUAACACAUGUGCUGUAAUUCAUUAACUGAGCCAUGAACCGCUAGCUGAAUUUGCAGAAAUAUUGAUCUUCCAGAUGAACUUUAAAUGAAAUUGUACACAGCAGACACUUUUUUCGCAAUUUAUAUCAGCUGUAAAAUGUUUUAAAACAGUUUCGGAAGUUUUCCGUACGCCACAUUUACGUUUGCGUCGUAAUUCAGAUGUUAGUAAAAAAGAAAAGAAAAAAAAAAACUUAUAGUUUUCUUGCAUCUUCACACUGGGUCAACACUAACAAUGAACUGGUCACAUGUCAGCUUUUAAUGUUUUGUUUUUCUUCGUGUGUGUGUGUGUGUGUGUGUGUGUGUGUGUGUGUGUGUGUGUGUGUGAAAAUGUGAGCUUUGCUGGUUGUGUAAUAUCAUACCUCCUUUUUGUACAAAAAUGAAUAAAUAAAAAGCACAUAAAUGAA